Molecule: messenger RNA, 2160 nt
Organism: Penaeus chinensis
Lineage: Eukaryota; Metazoa; Arthropoda; Malacostraca; Decapoda; Penaeidae
Exons: 11
Coding region: 122-1897 (591 amino acids)
Biological process (GO): protein O-linked glycosylation via N-acetylgalactosamine
Cellular component (GO): Golgi membrane
Molecular function (GO): beta-1,3-galactosyl-O-glycosyl-glycoprotein beta-1,3-N-acetylglucosaminyltransferase activity
Source: RefSeq, a predicted model, not a curated record
CGAGCGUGUAUUCGGUUGUUCCUGCGUCUGUGAUCAGUUUUGGCUUAGUAGCAGUGAUAAGACUUUUAAGCGAAAGGAACUCCAAGCCCUUGUCCAUUCACACAAGAAAUACGAGACAAAUAUGCAGUCUGUAACCUGUCUAAUUAGGUACAAGGGGACGAUGCUCGGGCAGCCCUUUUCGAGAUCUAUAAUUCUGGUGCUGACGUUAGCAGUGUGCAUUUUUCUUGCUGUUCGCUCUACGCAUUUGGAUAAUGCCGUCAUCGGAGUUAUACAAAGUAACGGUAGAAAUGAGCAGCGCCCCGAUGCCCUCGGUCUCCGGAAGGCGUCGCCCUCCCUCAGGAGACAGGCGGAAAUAAACAAGAUCGACAAGAUGAUGGGUAUACCUAUUCUGAUGAUGAUAUACACAUAUGAUGCCACGGUCAUCCAAAGGUCCAUUGAGAGUGUGUUGGAUGUGACAUCUGGCAGCCGCAUGCACCUUGUUGUUUCAAUACGUGAUCCAAGUGCAGAAAUUCUAAGCCUACUUCGGGAGUACCCUGUCACUCUCCAUACCACCAGAUCGUCGUCCGGUCUUUUUCACCCUAGCAUCAGUAGAAGUUCCAUAUUACAAAGUGUUAAGUACAUCUUUGGAAUUCACCACGCUAAUCAUAUGUGUGUGAGAGACACCAUCAGCCCAGAAAAUAAGUUUUUACAUACUACACGUAAUUUUACGGAGAUCACGACUAACCGACUAGAUCUGCAGGACAUGUAUAAGUAUCGUGAAGUUCCUUUUAUGGAAAACCCCUAUAGUCCAACAUUUCGUAAAGCAGUCCUUAACGACCAACGUGAACAUCUUCAGACAUCAGGCAUUUAUAACUCUCGAAAGAAAAUUGAAAAUGUGGCCGACGAGUUAUGGGUGGCGGGGAAGAGAGAUAAGGGCACUGCGACGUGUGAUAAAUGCAGUGAAUUAAAGGAAGCAUUCGCAUAUGUGCUCGAUUCUUUCCCAUCAGCUCAGCAUAUGUUUCUACUGGCAGAUGGCUACAUGCUUUCACCGGAUUUUGUUAGCUACUUCAGUCAGACAAUAGAGGUUCUACGGGAAGAUCCAACUCUGUAUUGCGUCUCGGCCUACAGUCCCUUAGCCUCCAUUGCGACUUCCGGGGACGCAAAGAAAGUUUACCGCGUGGACCAGUUCCUGGGGAAAGGAUCUCUUAUAGAAAGAAGCCUCGCCGAGGAGAUCCUGAAGGACUUCAUCAUAUUUGAGAGAACACUUCAAACUCAGGACAAGAAGACGCCUCUUGACCAUCUUGAAACGUGGUUAUCCUGGUGGAGCAGACGCAGAAGAAGAGGCUGCGUGGUGCCUGACGUGCCGCGAGCGUGCACCUUGGCCCCGCAUCCGCCGAGAGCCGACGGAGAUGGCGCGUCUGGACCGGCCCAGAGGACAGCUUGCUCCUUAGGGGAAGACGUUAGGCUUGUGAAUGUAUCAAGAUUACUGCAUUACAAAUAUGGCCAAGACCUAUUCGGGGCCAUCGCCGCUGCAGAACCAAUGGGGAACCGUACCGUCGACUGCAGGGAUCCGCUUUUCUUUUCCGACCGCAUGAAUGGAUCUUCUGUUGUUAUAUAUAUUAAGAUGGAGAACUACGACGAUGACUUCACCUUCCACCAUGUUAUGAAGUGUUUCGGCCUGGAUUUGCCCGCAGCGACCGGAUACUUCGAGGGCGUUUUUCGGUUUUCGUAUCGUGGUGCUCAUGUACUGGUCAUGGCCAUUCCAUACUCUCGUUUCUCCCCCGCCCUGAAGAACACGAAGGCACUGAUGAUGGCGGAGAUUCCUGGGCUGGCGUUGAAAGGAAGGACGCAGUAUUACCAACACCAACAAGCUAAUUUCACCUUCCAGAGGGUACCUGUGCGUCAAGUAGUUGAUUAAUCAAUCGCACACAUAGCCAGACGUUACUGUAGACAUGAGCACGUUUUGUUACUUUCCCUUGAUUUUUCAUUUGUUUCGCUAAUACAUAGAUUGCACUGGAUGAUUUCUUUCAGAUAAGACCUUAUUUCUGCAAGACGAUUCCAGCGGCGGCGGUCCUUACGCAAGCCCAAAGCCUUAAUAAACAUGCACAAGUCUACCUGAAUGCAAAAGACACAGGCAACAUUUAUAUGCUUUUUUGGGGGAAAUAACUCCUAUGAGAUGGG